GAUGAGCUUUUCUACAAAACAGUCAAUGAAUUCUGACGGACUAUAUCGACCACCUUGUAAGUAUGGGAGAACUUGUUAUCGAAAAAAUCCUCAACACUUUAAAGAAUUUUAUCAUCCAGAUAAUGAAGUAUUGGUUGGGCAUUAUACCACAAGCACAAACAGCACCAAAGAUUCAAAAGACAUAUCAACCAAUGAAAAUUUCUAUGGCAUUUAUCUCUUUCGCGUAUCUGGUGUAAAGUACGGUAGAAUUCCUACUAUAACCUUAAAGGAAAUUUUUAAUUCCUCUGAUGAUGAACUUGUAUCUUCAAUUCAAUUUAAUUAUAUGUUUGAUAUACCAUGGCUAAGAGAACAAUAUCCUGAGCGCUUCAGAUCACUACCACUCACUAUUGUACACGGUUUCCAAGGAAAAAUGAAGAAAUCAUUAGAUGAAUCUGCUGCAAAUUACAGUAAUAUACGAAUUUGUCAAGCCCAUAUACGUUUGCCAUACGGUACACAUCAUACAAAAAUGAUGAUGCUCAAAUAUAAAAAUGGUUUAAAAAUUAUCAUUCAUACAGCGAAUAUGAUAUCAGAUGAUUGGGAUCGAAGAACUCAAGGAAUUUGGAUUAGCCCGAAAUUAAAGUUAUUAAGUAUAGAACAACUGAAGAACUUGAAUGACACAGAUUCGAGAACUAAUUUUCGUGCAGAUCUACUUGAGUACUUAAAAUCAUAUGGGAGUGAUUUAACCCAGUCAACCAGUUCACCUUUAUUUGAAUGGAUUAAUUGUUUGCACAGUUAUGAUUUUCGACCAAUUAAGGUUGUAUUAAUUGCGUCAGUCUCCGGAAGACAUGUUGGCGAGUCACUAAACAAAUUUGGUCAUCCACGUUUAGGAGAGGUAUUACACACAUGUAAUAGUCAAAUACCUUCGUCUUGGCCAGUGAUUGGCCAGUUUUCAAGCAUUGGUUCUUUAGGUAUUAAACCUACCGAUUGGUUUACCACUGAGUGGUCAUCAAGUUUAGCCGGUAAAGGUGCCAGAGGCUUACGAAUGAUUUAUCCGUGUGUUGAAAAUGUUCGUAAUAGUUUGGAAGGUUAUUUUGCCGGUGGAUGUUUACCAUAUACAAAGAGAACAGCUGAAAAACAACCAUGGCUUUGUCAGUUCUUUUAUCGUUGGCAAGCUUUUGAACAUAGUCGAUCUGCUCCUCACAUUAAGUCAUACACUAGGAUGUCACCAGAUGGUCAACAAAUAGGAUGGUUUCUUCUAACUAGUGCAAAUCUUUCAAAAGCUGCUUGGGGUGCCUACGAAAAAUCAAAAACUCAAUUGAUGAUUCGUUCAUAUGAACUGGGUGUGCUGUUUUUGCCAACAAAUUACAAGGAAUCAGCCUAUUCAUUUGAAGUUUUAAAAAACAAUGCAAAAUAUUCUCAAUCAUCAGCAGAUGAAUUAUUACCCUUUCCUAUUCCAUAUGAAUUACCUCCAGUGAAAUAUCAAUCAAACGAUGAACCAUGGAUUGUGGAUAAACCUCAUAGUCUACCUGAUAUAUUUGGUCAUAUUUGGGAGCCCUCUUGAAUACUGUAUGAAUAAAUUGACUUUUUUUCUAUUUCUGAAGACAAUAAUUUUAUUUGUAAUUAUUUUCAAAUAUUUCCAUGACAUGAUCAUGGUUUAUAAUGGAUCGGUUAUUUCUUCUUUGAAUUGAAUAUAUCUCUUUAAUAAUGUAUACUCUUUUAUAUAAGAUGAUCCUUAUUUUACAUUUAAUUAAUAGUUAUUUAUGUGUUUCUUAUUGAGAGAGAGAAAAAGAAAAGGAGGGAGAAAGAUAAAUAUAGACAACUAAACAGAAAAGUAACUAAUCUAUCCAAAGUAAACUGUGUAUCACACUUUCAGAAUUAUUUUUAAUUUAAUUAAACAUUUUAAAAAAAUCUAUCCUUCCUUUUACAAUGAGUUUAUCUUCAUUUUGUAUACAUUUGCAACCCGGUAUAAUUCUUCUGAAUUUAUUAUUAUUAUUUUUACCAAAGUUUGUAGAAAUAGACUACAAGAAACUCACUUUGAUAUGAAGUAUAAUUUUCUUCAUUUUAGUUAGUUUGUGAAUGCAAUGUUUAGACUAAUUAUAAAGGCCCUUAAGUUAUAAUUCUCAUUCAAUCAAUUUGGAGUUGGAAAGUUAUUCAGUAUAUCAUUAGUAUUUU
Schistosoma spindalis is the source of this 2151-nucleotide messenger RNA. The record is from the annotation of a GenBank genome assembly. Lineage: Eukaryota; Metazoa; Platyhelminthes; Trematoda; Strigeidida; Schistosomatidae.